AGACGACAUGUGGAAUGAAAAUACAAGUCACUGGGAUGUCUUGCGGUUGCCAUUUAGAGUUACAGCAAAAGGAAGUAAAAUCUUGGUGACUACACAAAGCAUGAGAGUCUCCAACAUUGUUGCUACUACUCCACCUUAUCAUGUAGACACUUUAUUGGAUGAAGAUUGUUGGGCUUUGAUUAAGAAAAGAGCCUUCCCAAGCAUUGAGCUGGAUGAGCGCAACGAUUUGGUGGAAAUUGGCAUAAAGAUAGCAGAAAAGUGCCAAGGGUUACCAUUAGCUGCAAGAAUCAUUGGGAGUGUUUUGCAUUGUAAAUCGGAUAGAAAUGAAUGGGAGGCAAUAUUAAAUAGCAAAUUUUGGGAAUUACCUGAAAUUGGGAAUGAAAUUCUUCCAGCAUUGACACUAGGUUAUCAUCUUUUGCCUCAUUGUUUGAAACGUUGCUUUGCUUAUUGCUCAAUAUUUCCUCAAAAUUUUGAGUUUAUUCAAGAUGAUUUAGCUCAACUAUGGGUGGCAGAAGGGUUCAUCCAACCCCAACCAAGGAGAAGAAUUGAAGAUAUUGGUAGAGACUACUUUGACAUUCUGUUGCAAAGGUCAUUUCUCCAAUUUUCACACCGUGACCAUAACAAUCAACAAGUGUAUAAAAUGCAUAAUCUCAUUCAUGAGCUUGCUCAAUUUGUUUCUGGGGAACUAUGCUUUAGAAUGGAUGAUAAUAUUGACACGUCACAUCUAUGGCCUAAUUUCACAAGUGUUCGACACUUAUCUUUUGUUUCUGAUGGCAAUAACCAGCAGUCUUUGGAGUUGUUUCGUAAGUGCAAUCGCCUAAGAACGUUGCUGUUUUUUUCAUCAGAAAGUCAAAGCCAUGUUAAUGAUAUCUCUUAUGAACUCUUUCUUAGUCUUCAUCGUAUCAGAGUGUUGAAUUUGAACUACACCAAUAUCAGUGAACUUCCUGAUUCUAUUGGUGCUUUGAAACACCUCCGCUACCUUGAUGUUUCAAACACAAAUAUUGAAAAGUUGCCAGAGUCGGUGACAAAUCUACAUGGGUUGGAAACACUUAAGCUGAAAAAUUGUUUCAACUUUCUUCAGCUUCCCAUGCACAUGAAGAAUCUAACAAACUUGCGACAACUUGAAUUGGAUGUAAAGCGUCAAAUAACAUUUAUGCCACCAAACCUUGGAAACUUGACAAAUCUUCAAACACUAUCUGCCUUUAUUGUAGGCAAGGAGAAAGGGCAAGGGAUUGAGGAGCUGAAAAAUAUGAAUUUCCUGCAUGGAUCCUUGUGCAUCACUAACCUUGAAAAUGUGUCAAGCGUCAAAGAAGCUGUCAUGGCCAGGUUAGACAAAAAGCAAUACAUAGACAAAUUAGAGUUGCAAUGGAAUGAGUUUAAAGUUGACUCAACUGAACAAGUUUUAGCAGGACUUAGACCCCACUCUAUGAUCAAAGAGCUAACUAUAUCAGGUUACGGUGGCUUUAUGUUUCCAAGUUGGUUGGGCGAUCCAUCAUUUAACAAGCUUGAGAGUAUUUAUUUGCAAAAAUGUCACCAUUGUCGGCAUCUUCCUCAACUUGAAGGGCUUCCAUCUUUGAGAUCUUUGUACAUUAAUGAGAUUCAUGAUUUGCUAUCACUCCACAUUUUUCGUGGUUUUCUACAUUUGCAAUCACUUACAUUGCAAGACAUGCAAAAUCUGCAGCAAUUUGAUUGGGAUGAAGGUGCCAUGCCUAAGCUACACCAACUUGUUAUAGUAGAUUGUCAAAAUCUACGCUCUCUUCCUCAACUUCAUCAUCUUUCUUGCCUUGAAAAUUUAGAGAUUAUGCAUUGUCCUCAGCUCCAAUCAUUGCCGAAUGGCGGACUGCCAACUUCAUUGGAAUCUCUUAUCAUUGUACAAUGUGACAUUCUAAGAGAACAAUGCAGAGAAAAUUAUGAUCAAAUUUGGAGAAUACAAAGGGUUGAGAUUGAUUAUGAGCCCCUCGAAAUGGCAGUGGCAUAAUUUCUUGAUUGGAUUUUCAUGCACAAAACGAUUUCUCUUUGGCCUUAAUAGUCUUGAUGAGAUGGAAGAUUUCUAUUAGAAGUUUGAAGGAAGAGUAUUUAUAUGGCAGAAAAAGAUGAAAAUUCAAGUACAAUUUGCUGGUACGUGACCUGUCCAACUCUGAAAUAUUCAUCGUGUCCCAUCCCAUUGUCAUCCCUGAUAGCAGGUGCAUGUGAGAAUCUGCAGAGGAAAGCUAAACCAGAGAUUAAUAAUCCCUUGUAGUUCCUAGAGCAAUAUGAUAAUUUAUAUAGAACUAGAAUAUAUAGCUGCAUGGAUGUUUUGUAUUUCCUAUUAUUGUCUCCUCUUGGAAUUUUCCUUGUUGAUUCCAAGUUCCCCAAUAGGCUGUGAUUGCAUGCAUGCAUAGGUGUGCUUGUGAGUUUUGGGCGGGGGGAUAAGUGUGCGUGUGCCAACAGAAAUUUGCAACAAAUUUCAAGAAAAAUCCUUUGUAAAUGAUCCUGCAAUGGAUUUUUUUCAUAGAAAAUAAGGGUGUCAUAUUUUUUUUUUUAAUGCAUUUCAUGAUAGGUUGCA
Prosopis cineraria is the source of this 2545-nucleotide messenger RNA. RefSeq names its product putative disease resistance RPP13-like protein 1. Bases 8 to 1978 code for a protein of 656 amino acids. Gene Ontology annotation, biological process: defense response to other organism. The record is from RefSeq and is a predicted model, not a curated record. The transcript is spliced from 2 exons. NCBI's taxonomy places the organism in Eukaryota, Viridiplantae, Streptophyta, Magnoliopsida, Fabales, Fabaceae. Gene Ontology annotation, molecular function: protein binding; ADP binding.